Lagopus muta (rock ptarmigan) is the source of this 2774-nucleotide messenger RNA. Its product is annotated as biotin-dependent 3-methylcrotonyl-coenzyme A carboxylase beta1 subunit-like. Gene Ontology annotation, biological process: L-leucine catabolic process. Gene Ontology annotation, molecular function: methylcrotonoyl-CoA carboxylase activity. Bases 136 to 1956 code for a protein of 606 amino acids. Lineage: Eukaryota; Metazoa; Chordata; Aves; Galliformes; Phasianidae. Gene Ontology annotation, cellular component: methylcrotonoyl-CoA carboxylase complex; mitochondrion. The record is from RefSeq and is a predicted model, not a curated record. The transcript is spliced from 13 exons.
GGGCGGGCCCGGAGCGGUCGGCGCGGCGUUGGCUGCCAUAUCAAAUGCAGAAACAAGGUUCCAUUCCCACAUGGGGGAUCUGAAUGGUCGUGCUGGAAGUGAGCACCCUUUCAUUGCGCUUCGAUUCCCAGGGUCAUGUGGAACAAGGUCGCCCUGUGCUCUGUUUGCAAGCACUCCCCUCACCCAGCAUCAUUACUGCUGCCGAGACUCCCACCCCUAACUCAUGCCUUCAAAAGGAUGUGCUUGGGCUCCAGCAGCGAUAGGCAGUGGGCACGGAUAGCACAGAAUGGGACACGCGGCGCGCUGCCCGGCUGCUUGGGAGGCAGCAAAGCCAAACGCAGGCGUUGUGCUCAGAUGUACCCACUGCUGGAUGGACGCGUCCUGCCUGUGCACCGACACGUGUUUGAGGAGAACGUCAGGAACAGUGAGGCUGUCAUUAAAAGACACUCAGAGUUGCUGCAGGUGGUCAGUAAAGGAGGGGGAGAGAACGCCGUCCUGCGUCACACCCAGAGAAACAAGAAGCUGUUUGUUCGGGAGCGCCUGAAGCUGCUUCUGGAUGAGGAGUCUUUCCUCGAGCUGUCCCCCCUUGCAGGCCUCAGUCUGCCAUAUGGUGACGUCCCUGCUGCUGGAUGCCUCACUGGAAUUGGAAAGAUCUGUGGGAUUUGGUGUGUCUUCAUAGCAAAUGAUGCAACUGUAAAAGGAGGAACUAUUUAUCCAAUAGGAGUGAAGAAACAGCUGAGAGCUCAGGAAAUAGCCAUGCAGAACAGACUGGUGUCUGUGUACCUUGUUGACAGUGGGGGAGCGUUCCUACCACUGCAGUCAGAGCUGUUCCCUGACAAGCUGCAUGGUGGAAGAAUUUUUUACAAUGAAGCAAUAAUAUCUGCUAUGAAAAUCCCUCAGGUGGCAGUGGUGUGUGGCUCCUGUGUAGCAGGAGGUGCCUAUGUCCCAACCAUGGCAGAAGAAGCGGUGAUUGUAGAUAAAAUUGGAACUCUGUUCCUUGCUGGCCCACCUCUGGUCAGAGCUGCUACUGGAGAAUACGUGUCUCCAGAGGACCUAGGAGGAGCUACACUUCACUCUAGAGUCAGUGGCUGCAGUGACCAUUUUGCAUCUUCAGAAAAGGAAGCCUACGAGUGUGUUCGAAAUAUCAUCUCAACGUUGAAUUAUGAGCCCGUGCCAGAAGAGCUCGUGGAGCAUGACCAUCCUCUCUAUAGCUCUGAUGAGCUCUUGGGGCUGGCACCACGAGAUUAUGGCUGUACUCUUCCUGUAAAAUUGGUUCUGAGCCGCCUGCUGGAUGGAAGCAGGUUCCAGGAGUUCAAGGCUGACUAUGGAACAACAUUAGUAACAGGAUUUGGCCACGUGGAAGGGCACUUGGUGGGAGUGGUGGCUAACAAUGGGGAGCUUUCUCAUGAUGCUGCUCUCAAGGGCAGCCAUUUCAUACAGCUGUGCAGUCACCGGGGCAUUCCCAUCCUCUUCUUCCAAAAUACUGCUCCGCAUGCAGCAGAGCCAACCAGCAUCUCUCAGGCAGAGGCUCAGGCCAACAGGUUGAAAGCCCAGGCCUCCAUGAUGGCUGCUGUCGCUUGUGCAGCUGUUCCCAAAAUCACCAUAGUGAUUGGUGGCUGUUUUGGGAGCGAAAGUUAUGCGAUGUGUGGGAGGUCGUUCAGUCCAAACUUUCUGUUCUUAUGGCCUAAUGCAAGAGUUGGUCUUGUGGAUUCAAGACAUUUGUCCAUGGUCCCACAAGCUGGAGACAGCGAUUGUACAGAUGAAUCUGAGCUAAAACGUUUGAAACAAAAGCUAGAGGAAGAGAGCAGUGCGUUUUACUCUUCUGCCAGACUCUGGGAUGAUGGUGUAAUUCUCCCCCAGGAUACCAGGAAGGUAAUUGCACAGUGCUUGCAGAUCAUAGAGCAGCAGAAGUACCAGGUGCCACCUCCUUACCAGUAUCCUGUGAUAAGGAUGUAAAUGCAGCCCUUCUCCAGUAAUCACCCUUUGAAGAUAGCACCUUAUAUUGGAAAGCUUUAAUGUAAAUGAUUUUCUAAUUCUUUGAUACCAUGAAUAAAAAUGUUAAACCACUGCAAACAAACAAUCCUGGAUUUCAAGUCUGUUUACAAAGAAGUUUGUAUUUUGGGACAUAGUCUGUUAGUACUGCACAGUCAUUUUGUGGAAAGAAGGGAUUAAGUUUUGAUUUUGUAGCACUCUAACAAAGCACAUUCACCCUAAGCUGUAACAAUUGCUUGAUUUUUUUGUUUUUAUUUUUUUUCAUAUUAAGAAUAUGCAGAACUCAAACAGCACUUUGAGCAAAGAAAUGAGAGAGGACACACGUGGCUGAAAACUAGACAAGAUUAAUGCAUGUAAGAUUUAGCAAAGCACAGAAUGCUGCCUGCAAAGUGAGAUUGCCAGAGCACCGUGGAAAGGCUCCCCUCAGCUUGCUCUGAGGAUGCUGGUGCAGUGACCAGGAGGUGAGUUCAAUCCAAAACACCCCCAUAGGAUACAGAUUACCUCUUCUCAAAGGAUGCAACAGCACAUUGUCUUCUACAUGUUACCAUGUGUAGAGAGACUGAGGUUGCACUGUGCUAUUUUGUGCAUCUUUCUCUCUGUUGCAUCUACAACAUUUAAUUUUGUAAAAGAAACCGUGUGGUUUAUUGUAUUGCAUUGUACAUCUUGCAAUUAGGCUGUGGAGUACAUCUGAGAAAUGUCUGGGUGAGUAUUCUGAGAAAUAAGCAACCAAACUGAAAUGUUCAGUCUCAAUUAGGGCAGUGAGGCACCUGUGGGUACCUGAG